GCUGUCUCACAAAACUCAGCGUUGAGUUUGAAUGAAAUUUGUAUUUCAUAAAUUCUUAUUCUUAAUAAAGAAUCAUCGUUUCUGUGAAAAAUGAGUGACCCAUAUAAAAUUCAAGCGUCGAAAUUAUUUUUCAAUUUUUUCCAAGAUAAUCAAAUUUUUCCACUCGAAAAAGUGUUGGAUUCGGCAAUCUAUCUUCUUGAAAAUGGUGCACCAUAUCGUGAUUUAGUAUUGGAAUUCUUCACUACACUUUUUCGUGAAUGUUGCCAACAAUAUUGUCUAAUAAACUCAUGCCUUAAACAUAAUGUAAAACCUAAAAAGACCAGAUUUAUUGUUUUGAUGCAAUUUAUCAAAGCUUUGAAUCAAAGUCCAGCAACCACUUCGUCCAAAUAUCGUAAUGAUGAAAUAAGCAAAACCGAACCGAUGGAGAUCAUUGAAGAUUGUCCAUUGAGUCCUCCUAAAGAGCCUAUCGAUGAUUUCGAUAAAGAAGACUUAUCUUUAGGAAAUCAUGUACAAAAUGAUUUACUGGUUGUAAUGAAUUUGAUAGACAAACAAUUGCCUAGAAUUGCUACGGCGCUUAUAAAUCUUUUAAAACGAGAUCAAAAUCGUCAUCAUCAACAUGUUCGAAUUUCCGAUUGGGCAUUAACUUUGGCUACGAACAUCAGUAUCUAUAAAAACAAUUUAAUUGAAAAAUCUGAUCCAAUGAGUUUAUCUUUGGUUAAAGCCUUAAGCUUUUGGAAACCAUGUUCUUUCAUGCAAGUCUUGAUUCGAAUAGUAUUUAAUUCGAUUGAUAUGAUUGAACCGGCAACUUUAAUCAAUCAAAUUUUAAAAUAUUCGCCUAGUUCUGAUUGGAUUUUAGCCAAUUUAUUAACAGCAAUAUCAGAUAAUCGCCUCCUGACACAAUAUUUGGAACUUUUAAUCAACCAUUCGUCUUCGUUUGCAACAAUCUAUAUACUUUCUUAUGUUUCAGAACAUAACCCUUACGCUAUUGUCAAUUGUUCAAAAUCUAACAUUCCUUUUUUAUUGAAUUUAUGUACAAAUUCCAAGCCAUUGCUUGAUUUGUUGGCUCAAGAUAUUGUCAAAAAAGUUAAUGUACAAACAAUGAAUGAAUUUGCUGAACUGCAUACAUUCGACGAAUUGAAUUCCAGCAUAUUGUACUGCAUUUUAAAUGCACCCAAUGCUUUUCAAUUGCUGAAGAUUUCUUUCAAUUUGAUAGUAAACUCAAAUUCAUCAGAGAAAUUGAUAGAAAAAGUUUUGAACAUUUUGUCAUUGAUGGUCAAACAAAUGAACGCAACGAUUUCAGGAACAAAUCAUUUAAUCCAAUCAAAUACAAGUUCUAUGCAUUUUUCUUAUAUGCCUCAUCUCCUUCAACAUAACACUACUUACGAUGGACUUCAAUCUAAUGCUGAAAAUUUGGCUUUACAGAGAAAAAAUACCAACUAUUUGCUAGCUAUAUUACGCAAUCAUAUCCAAGAACUUGUCGAUUAUUUCUUCUUCACACGUAAUCCACAAUUGAAGAAAAUUCAAAUGAAAUUGGUGAAUUUGACUUGUAUAAAUUAUGGACGGGAAUUCAUAGUUGAAGUGUUUCAUUAUUUAAUGAAUUUACCUCAACAACCGGCCAUCAAUAUUUCAAAUUAUCCGAAUCCAAAACUUAGUAAUCAAUUUUUAACGUUACUCAAUUCAUUACGUAUUGAUUCUGGAUAUGAAGUUUACGAUUGUAUCAAAGAAACCUUGGAUUUACAAAAGCCCAAAAAGUUGGAUUUUUGGGCUAAUCUAAUGGUAUUCAUAGAAUCAAAGCCAAUCGAAUUUGAAACUUCAAUUUUGGUUCAAUAUUUAAAUCAAAAUAUCAAUGAAGAUUAUACAGAUAUCAUUCGCGUUUACUACAUUUUACGAAUAUUUCUCAGAGUAUUCGAUCAUUAUCAAGAACUAUAUUCGCGCCAACAAUAUCGGUUAUGUGUAGCUUUGAUUAACAUUUAUUUCGAAUUGAUUGACAUAAUGAAUGAUAAUGAUGACGAAAAACUGUUGAUAUUAAUUAUGGAUUGUUUAGUCAUUUGUCAAAAAUUUCUUAAGAAUUUCUCAGAAUCUUUACCGCUGAAUGAAUGUAUAAUACUUAGAUGUACACUCGAUUUCAUACGCCAAAAGUCACAUUUAUUUACCAAUUAUUAUCCUGUGAAUUCUAUCAAUGCUCCAACAAACAAUGGUCAUCAAUGGCCAAGUUUAUUGAACGAAAAUAUGAACAGCAAUAAUAAUUUAAAAAUGAAAAAGAAUCCAUUAAUACCGUUCUAUUCAGCGCAGAAGAAACAGCGUUACUUAAAUAAAAAUUCCUCCCUCAACAAAAGAUUAGUACUCGAUUUGCUUGAACAUUGUGUGAAUGAUACGUCGUUGUUUGCCGAAAAUUUUACCAAUUCAUUAUCGAAUCAAUUAUUAUUACGUGAUGUUCCGAUACUUGAAGAAGAUCCUAAAGAUGGUCAAGUUCAACAUCUCAGGAUGACUUUCGAAACUGAUCUCCACAUUUAUCGAUUGUUUGAUCAAAAUCCAAUUUUAUGGAAUAUUUUACAAUUAUUAAGUCGAAAGAAAAGUUUGAGCAAUUGUUUGGUGAUUGUUCGAUGUAUCAUCAAUGUGCUUAGGACUAAUUUAGUAUCGUCUACUUCUAACGAAAAUCAUUUAUUGGAUACACAGAGAUUCUUAUGGACAAUAGCCAACGAUGAGAUAUUACCGCGUAUACCGUUCGUUUACAUCCCAGAAACGAUUAAUGAACAGAUCAAACCGUUUGAAGUGGCCUAUGUUUUGCAUGACAUUGCCAAAUACAUUCGUGAUAAUCAAGAUUCACGAUCAAAUGAAACAUGUCUAAGGCCUUAUCUAAUGCGAUUUCGUUCAAUUCUGGCUCAUAAGAAGCCAAAUGAAGCUUAUUUGAAAAUAUUUAAAAAUCUUUAA
This is a messenger RNA of Dermatophagoides farinae (American house dust mite), 2931 nucleotides long. RefSeq lists its product as uncharacterized. The record is from RefSeq and is a predicted model, not a curated record. Lineage: Eukaryota; Metazoa; Arthropoda; Arachnida; Sarcoptiformes; Pyroglyphidae.